Molecule: messenger RNA, 4194 nt
Organism: Columba livia (rock pigeon)
Lineage: Eukaryota; Metazoa; Chordata; Aves; Columbiformes; Columbidae
Gene: RPS6KC1
Product: ribosomal protein S6 kinase C1
Exons: 16
Coding region: 137-3382 (1081 amino acids)
Biological process (GO): protein phosphorylation
Cellular component (GO): early endosome
Molecular function (GO): protein kinase activity; phosphatidylinositol binding; ATP binding
Source: RefSeq, a predicted model, not a curated record
GCCGCGGUCGGGCGGGGCUCCCCGGGGCGGGGCGGGCCCGGACAGGCCCCCGGCACCGCCCGGGUGGGGCGUUCCCGGGCGCCGCUUCCGCCUCGCCCGGGGCCCGGCGCGGCGGCGGCGUUGCGGUGGGGGCAGCAUGCUGAGCCCGCGGGAGCGCGGCGGGGACCUGGCCCGCUUCUACACCGUGACGGAGCCGCGGCGGCAUCCGCGCGGGCACACGGUCUACAAGGUCACGGCGCGGAUUGUUUCAAGAAAAAAUCCAGAGGAUGUCCAGGAGAUAGUAGUUUGGAAGAGAUACAGUGACUUUAAGAAACUGCACAAAGAUCUCUGGCAAAUCCAUAAAAACCUAUGCAGACAUACAGAACUCUUCCCACCUUUUGCCAAAGCGAUAGUGUUUGGGCGAUUUGAUGAAACUGUGAUUGAAGAAAGAAGGCAAUGUGCUGAAGAUCUCUUGCAGUUUUCUGCUAAUAUCCCUGCUCUCUAUAACAGCAAACAGCUUGAAGAGUUUUUUAAGGGUGGAGAGGUACACGAUGGGUCUGAAUUGAUUGGUCCUGUUGAGCCUUUGUCCGAGACUCUGACUGAUAACCUGUCUGACUGCAGCUCUGAAGUUCGAAAGGAUUUAAGCGGGCUUGAUGAUGUGAUGCUUACGAGCCAAUCGGAAUGUGGAGGCUUCUCCAGUGACAGUGACCUCAUCUCUCUGACAGUUGAUGUUGACUCUCUUGCCGAGUUAGACGAUGGCAUGGCAUCCAACCAGAGUUCUCCCAGUAGAGCUGUUGGCCUUUGUCUUACUUCUGAGCCCCCAGUACAAAGCACACUGGCACCUGAGCAGGAGUGGAGCAAACCCGAAGGAGAGAGGGAAAGCCAUAGUCUGUUUACCGGAAGCUUAAAACCCAAGCCUGGCAAACAAGAUUACUUGGAGAAAGCAGGCGAGUUGAUAAAACUGGCCCUAAAGAAAGAGGAGGAAGAAGAUUAUGAAGCUGCCCUCAGCUUUUAUAGAAAGGGGGUUGAUCUGCUUCUGGAAGGUGUUCAAGGUGAAUCAAGUCCCAGUCGUCGAGAAGCAGUGAAAAAGAAAACUGCAGAAUACCUUAUGCGUGCUGAAAAAAUUUCCAGUCUCUACCAUAAAUCCUCUGAAGAUGCAUCUGUUCCUAUGCCUCCAGGAUCACUAAGUUCAAGGCCCUCUUGGAACCUAAGGAGCCCUGCCGAGGAACUGAAGGCCUUCAGAGUCCUUGGGGUGAUUGACAAGGUUUUGCUUGUAAUGGACACUAGAACACAGCAGACUUUUAUACUGAAGGGUCUAAGGAAAAGUAGUGAGUACAGCAGGAGCAGAACGACCAUCAUCCCCCGCUGUGUGCCCAACAUGGUGUGUCUGCACAAGUACAUCAUCUCCGAGGAGUCUGUCUUUCUCGUGUUACAGCAUGCAGAAGGAGGAAAACUCUGGUCUUAUGUCAGUAAGUUCUUAAACAGAAGUCCUGAAGAGAGCUUUGAAAUUCCUGAACGGAGAACGUCCAGUUCAACUAAAAUUUACCUGGAGCAGCCGACACCUAGUCCUAAAGAAAUGGGCAGCAGCGCUGAUUCCCGAGACAGCUAUGGGGAGAGCAUGCUGAAGGUGGUCCCACUGAAGAGCAGCCUCACGCCAAGCUCUCAGGAUGACAGCAGCAACCAGGAAGAUGGCCAAGAGAGUUCAAAGUGGUUGGACUCAGGAUCCAGCUCUGAAGAGGAGUGCACUACUAGUUAUUUAACGUUAUGCAAUGAAUACGGGCAAGAAAAAAUUGAUUCUGGGUCUCUAAAUGAGGAACCGGUGGUUAAACUGGAGAGUGAAGGUCUAAAUACCAAAGAGAGAAGUAGCUUACAGAAGUGCAGCGUCGUUGGCAGUGACAGCUUCACCUCUCAGAUGGCAUCUCAGGAACGAAAGCUUUUCAUUGAUGACACCGAGUCGGAAAUAGCUAGUCCUACUAGGAUAUUGGACUCAUUAACUAGAUCCAAGAACAGCCCCAUGGAACUCUUCAGGAUAGACAGCAAAGAUAGCACUAGUGAGCUCCUGGGGCUUGAUUUUGGAGAAAAAUUAUAUAACCUGAAAUCAGAACCUUUGAAGCCGUUAUUUUCUGUCCCAGAUCACGACAGAAGCUUGGAUGCCCUGGAGACCAAAAUGGGUGUGAGAGCUCAUGACACUGUAAGCAGGGGUUCAAAUGACUCUGUGCCAGUUAUCUCCUUUAGGGAUGCUGCUUUGGAUGAUGUAAAUAGUGUUGAUGAAGGAAGGCCUGAUCUCCUGAUAAACUUACCUGGUAUGUCUGAUGAAACAGAAGAGGCAGCAAUGUCAAGGCCAACAAAGUUUACAAAAACUGAUAGGGACAUGUUGGAAGUAAAGUUAUUAGAAAAGCCUGAUGUCUUACAAUUAAAUAAUUCUGCAGAACCAUGCAAAGCAUUUGAUCAAGAGCUAGAUCAUGUGGCACCAGAAGUGGGAGAUUCUUCUCACGAGGCAGCACAUGGACAAAGCGGUGUCCCUCAGGGAGCUCUUGGCACCCUCUUUACCUCUGAGCAAGAGGUAGGUAGUUCAGAGGAUGGCACCCCGUUUCAAGGGCUUGGAGACUGCUCCUUAAAUGUGGCCAGCAAAGAAGAAAGUUUGCUUGUUUCCAGCCAGCUUUCAGGUGCUCAAGAUGUUAGCUUGGACGGAGACGUGUUAAGAAACGAAGCAGUCUUGCUAUUUUCCGAUCAAACGGAAGACUUUGGGAAAGAGGGAGCAGACCCAUCUGUGUUAUCAGCAGCUGAGAGUAAAAAGACAGCACCAAAGAGGGAAGACAAAAUAGCAGUAGCAGGGGAGAAGGAAAUACAUCAAAUUUUUCAGGACCUCGACGAAAGAUUAGCGGUAACCUCCAGGUUUUAUAUCCCAGAGGAUUGCAUUCAAAGAUGGGCAGCUGAAAUGGUUGUAGCCCUUGAUGCUUUACAUAGAGAAGGAAUUGUGUGCCGCGAUUUGAACCCAAACAACAUCUUAUUGAAUGAUAGAGGACACAUUCAGCUAACGUAUUUUAGCAGGUGGAGGGAGGUUGAAGAUUCCUGUGACAACGAUGCCAUAGAGAGGAUGUACUGUGCCCCAGAGGUUGGCGCUAUCCUAGAAGAGACAGAAGCCUGUGACUGGUGGAGCCUGGGUGCCAUUCUUUUUGAACUCCUCACCGGCAAGCCUCUGGUUGAGUGCCAUCCAUCAGGAAUAAACACUCACACUUCUUUGAGUAUACCAGACCAUGUAUCAAAGGAGGCCAGAUCACUUAUUCAGCAGCUUUUGCAGUUUAAUCCUGCGGAGCGUCUUGGUGCUGGCGUUGCUGGUGUUGAAGACAUCAAAUCUCAUCCGUUUUUUGCCCUUAUAGAAUGGGCAGAUCUGCUGAGAUGAGAUAUACGUGCCCUCUCAACAAACUCAGGUCAAGUGGACAAGUUUCCCUGGCACAGAAGCAGCCGGACUGGCUUCCUUUGGAUGUCCCAAACCAUUUGGAUGUGAUGACUAAAGGACGUUGGAGCAAUCAGGCCAAAAGUGAACAUUUUUAACAGGAAUCACUGGUUGUACAGGGUGCUAACUUAUUUUUACAACAACUGGUUGCUGCGUGUGUGUAAGUCUUUCCACCAGAGGGUGGUUUGGGAUGGAACUCCUGGGCAGCGUGUUUAGCGCUGCCAGCUUGUCCACUACGUAUGACCAGGAGUGCGCUCCUGGUGCUUCAUCUCAUGAUUGAAGCGUCUAUAGACUGUGCCAGUUGAAAGCAUCUUUUAUAGUGUCAGUAGAACAUUUCCCUAUGCUAAGUGCAGCUGGGGGAGACCAGGGGGAGGAAGCAACAAAUAAUUUAUUAAUGGUAUAUACUGAAUAAAAUACUAAAAUGCUUUAUGCGAAAGUUGACAUGUUAAAAAUAAUAUAUCCAUUCAAAAUUAAGAAAGCUGUUGCAUAAUACUGUGGAAUGUGUCUUGAAAAUGGCAUACUGUUUCCAACUGUGCAAAGAGCAUAUAAAAGGCAAAUAAUGCUGUCAAAUGUUGUACUUUGUUGGCUGGCAAUGUCUGUUUAAAACUCUUAACUCCGUUGUAUUUGAUGAGCUACAUGUUAAAGUCACUACAGAAAGGGAAAUCUUUUCCUCAGCCGGAUAAACACAGCUUUAGCACUCUAAUAAGGAGCAAGAAAACAUAAUGCUAAAUAAAUGUAUAGAUUAAAAAAGGAAAAAA